This is a messenger RNA of Lachancea lanzarotensis, 5046 nucleotides long. RefSeq names its product LALA0S09e02124g1_1 (gene GCN2). The record is from RefSeq and is a predicted model, not a curated record. Gene Ontology annotation, biological process: regulation of translational initiation by eIF2 alpha phosphorylation; DNA damage checkpoint signaling. Lineage: Eukaryota; Fungi; Ascomycota; Saccharomycetes; Saccharomycetales; Saccharomycetaceae. Gene Ontology annotation, molecular function: ATP binding; eukaryotic translation initiation factor 2alpha kinase activity; protein binding. Gene Ontology annotation, cellular component: cytosol. The coding region runs from base 1 to 5046 and encodes 1681 amino acids. The transcript has a single exon.
AUGCCAAGCGGAAACCUGAGUUUAGAUCAAGACUAUGAGAUACAGAAGAACGAAUUGGAGGCAAUCAGAUGCAUUUACAUGGACGAUUUUGUUGACAAGACAACUGUGAAAUCUUCUUGGGAUAAGAGACCUCUAAUUGAAUUUCAGAUCUCGUUGAGGUCCACAAAUCAAGAACCCGCUGAAUCGUCGCUGACUUUGGAUGUAACAUUACCAGCUAACUACCCUCAACAAGCUCCCAUUAUCAAGUUCAUAAAUGUGAAGAAUGUUCUCGGUAGCUAUUUGACAUCACUUCAGGACGAUAUUCGGAUAAUACACCAGCGUUCAAAGGGCAGAGAAGAGAUCAUAUUUGAGAUCACAUCGCUGGCGCAGGAAAAACUGGACGAGGUACAGGCUAAGGCAAAUAUGCAAUCGCUCGAGGAUGACAGAUUACAACGUAUUGACGAGGAGCGGAAACGAUUGGAGGAAGAAGAAAUGAAGCAUCAAGAAGACGUAGAAGAAGAGAGGUUGAAGGAACAAAAACUGAUCGAUGAGAUCGUUCAAAAAGAAAUAGCAAAAAGGCACGAUGACGACUCUACUUUCCAUCAUGAAAGUAUUAUCGAUCUAAAUCCACCGACAGACUGGGUCACAUCUGGCGAGGCCUACAUUUUUCCCAAAGUUGUGAGGGCAAAACUCCCGAACAAUUCAUUUUAUAAAUUCAAAGCUGUCGUAAACCCAAAGGAAAUAGACCUAGGAGCAGACCUUUUAGGAUUCGCACGACAUGCACUUGUCAAGCCCUAUAUUCCACCAGACUCGCCAUUAGCCAAUGCCCUGACAUCCUCUGACAUGAUGGUCAACUUCUUUUACUUGUUAACAGAGGUUACGCUAGAUAAUCCUUACUUCAACACAAGCAAUGGGAAGCGUGAUAUAUCUAACUUGGAAAAAGAGUUAGAAUCCCUGACGCGAGUCACACAUGAUAAUGUCAACAGACUCUUCGCUUUCGCUGUUGAAAGGGUAGGAAGAAGUAGCGGCAGUUAUGCUUGGAAAAUCAGAAUAUUAAGCGAGUACUCCCCUAUGCUCCUAGUUGGUGAAAUUGUCGAAUCCGUUGGUUUCGUUAAUUUAGCUACGGCUCGCGGUUGGGUGCUCAGAAUUAUUGAAGGAUUAGAAAGUCUUCACAAGCAUGGUGUGGUGCACAAAUGUAUUUCUCCCAGAACAAUAAAUUUGGCCAAGGACGCGGAUUUCGGAACAACGGUUCCUAAGCUAAUGCAUGCCGGCUAUGGAUUUACGAUUGUUAGUCUUCUUUCCACCCACCCCAAUAAAAAUGGACCCAAGCUCGAUUUCGUGGAACAACCCUGGAAGGCGCCCGAGCUGGUCAAAUUCAAUAACAGUAAACCCCAGCGAAAGACCGAUAUAUGGCAACUUGGUGUUCUGUUUGUCCAAAUUAUCAACGGAAUGGAUACAGUUGGAAAUUUCAAUUCUCCGCAAGACUUUUUGCACAGUACGCAGAUGAAUGACAGUCUUGCGGAUUUUCUCGAAAAGCUUCUGGAGCCCGAUACCAAGAAGAGAUGCGGCCCGCUGGAAUUAAUGCCCAUCAGAUUUCUCCGAACUAACUUGGAUCCUUCAAUCAACAAGUUAGGCUCCUCCAAUCAAGGCUCAAAUACCUCUCUUGCUUUGGCCGGUAGAAGAAAUUCACGUUCAAGCACUUCUCUACAAUACCUCACUGAAGGAGUUAGAAGGCGAAGCUUCAAUGUCAAAUCUCGAUAUCUUUCUACAAACCCCGCAUACAGCUCAAGGUAUGCCACUGACUUUGAGGAAGUUGCUUUACUGGGCAAAGGUGCAUUUGGUCAGGUCGUCAAAGCGCGAAAUGCUUUGGACAGCCGAUACUACGCGAUAAAGAAAAUAAGACACACAGAAGAAAAGCUGUCAUCGAUCUUAAGUGAAGUUAUGCUUCUGGCUAGUCUCAAUCAUCAAUAUGUUGUUCGAUAUUAUGCAGCCUGGCUUGAGGAAGAACCGAAUGUGGAAGAAGUUAUUGUUUCAAGUGAUGAAGACUACGAUUCAGAAUGCUCUGAUUCCAAACUAGAAGCUCAAUCUUCGUCAAGUGCCUUCAAAAGUAAUACACUGGGUCAAUCUGGAAACGCAAAUGAUGGAUGGGAUUUCUUCUCAAAUUCAUUUCAGAAUUCGAAUUAUCCAGAAAUUGUUUUUGCCAAUGAGUCUAGCGACACAGAGGAAAGUUCGGAUGAGGAGACGGGAGAAUCAUCAUCUGAAAGUUGUGUCACUGACGAAUCUAACAACAACAGCAUUGGCUUUACGACGAAAGAAGGAGGGAAGGGCCGUCAACCGAGUUUUUCUGUCAGCUCACAGAAAGAUCUUUCCAGCAAAAGGCACCGUACUAGAACAGCCAGCGUCAAUGCUGGAAAAAAAGUUCGAAGUACUCUCUUUAUUCAAAUGGAGUACUGUGAAAAUCGCACACUUUUUGACCUUAUACAUACCGAGAAUCUGAGCUCUCAAAAGUCAGAAUAUUGGCGACUUUUCCGCGAGAUAUUAGACGCGCUUGGCUAUAUCCACUCCAUGGGCAUUAUUCACCGGGACCUCAAGCCCAUGAACAUUUUCAUAGAUGAAUCGAAGAACAUCAAAAUCGGUGAUUUUGGUUUGGCUAAAAACGUUCACAGAUCUGUGGACCUCCUACGUGCCGAUGCACAAAUAAGUGCAGGAAGUACUGAUGACCUUACUUCUGCCAUCGGAACAGCUCUGUAUGUCGCCACCGAGGUUCUUAGUGGGAAAGGGGACUACAACGAAAAAAUCGAUAUGUACUCCCUUGGUAUUAUUUUCUUUGAGAUGAUUUAUCCUUUUGGUACUGGAAUGGAAAGAGUGAAUGUACUCAAGAUGCUGCGAACACCCGAAGUUGUAUUCCCCGCUGAUUUUGAUGGAAAUAAGCUGGCAGUCGAAAAGAAAAUAAUUAGGGAGUUACUAGACCAUGAUCCCAGCAAGAGGCCAAAUGCUCAAAAGCUACUCCGUAGUGGGCUACUUCCUGUUAAACAUCAUGAUGAUGUCAUGCGGGACGCAUUGAGAAAUUUAGCAGACCCGUCAUCUCCCUGGCAACAACAAGUCCGAGAAAAUCUAUUUGCUCAGCCCUACAGUGUCACAAAUGAUAUACUCUUUGACAACGGUAAGCCAACGUCCACUCCUUUUAACCAGCUUCUGAAGUCACAAAUCAUGGAGGAGAUAAUCAAAAUAUUCAAAAGACACGGUGCGAUAGAAAAUAGCGAGACUUCCGUGAUAUUUCCCAAAGCGCCAAUUUAUUCGACUCAGAAUGUGUAUGAAGUUCUUGAUAAAGGUGGUUCUGUUCUCCAGCUGCAGUACGACUUGACUUAUCCCAUGGCAAGAUUCAUUGCAAAGGGACCUAAUUGUGUCAGCAAGCAGUACCGUGUGCAACAUGUUUAUCGCCCACCACUACAGACGCACACAAGUGCCGAACCACGUAGAUUUGUGGAGGUUGACUUCGAUAUAGUAUCGCAGUCUUCAGCAGAAACACCGUUUCAUGAUGCUGAAAGCAUAAAAGUUGUGGAUGAAAUCAUCAAGCGACUUCCUAUUUUUGGAAAGGUCAACACAGUAUUCAGCGUCAAUCACGCUGACAUCUUGGAAAGCAUUUUUGGCUUCUGUGGUAUAGACAAGGCACAGCAUUCACUGGUCUCACACAUGCUCUCUCAAGUAGGCUUUGCAAAAUCUUUCAAAGAUGUGAAAAACGAGUUGAAAUCGGUAUUGAACCUUUCAUCCACGUCUCUGAAUGACUUAGAGCUUUUUGAUUUUAGGUUGGACUUCGAAAGUGCCAAGAAAAGGUUGCACAAAAUUAUGGUGGAUAGCUCCUACCUGACAAAAGUGGACGAAUCCCUGCAGUAUAUAUCAAGGGUGCUAAGUUUUUUCAAGCCGCUGAAGGUGACAAGAAACACAUUGCUAUGUCCCUUGAGCAACUACAAUUGGUCGUUCUACAGGGGAAACAUCAUGUUUCAAGCAGUGUAUGAUGAUGAAAGAAGCAGAAGCUUGAUUGCUGCUGGGGGUAGAUAUGACAAAUUGAUAUCAAUCAUUGCUAGACCCUCUGGUGGUAACAUCAAUAGUGUGCAAAGAGCUGUUGGAUUCAAUUUAGCGUGGGAAACAAUUCUGAUGGUUGCUCAGAAUUAUUUCAAGUUGGCUGCUGGAAAGAAAAUCAAGAAAAGAAGCUCAUUUUUGAAAGAUUCAGAUCUAGACUGGAAACCUAAACGCUGUAAUGUUAUGGUGUCUAGUUUUUCCAGCCAUAUUCUUGAUACCAUAGGGGUGGAGAUCCUCAAUCAAUUAUGGAAGGCAAACAUCAGCGCAGAUUUUGUGCGCAACUGCUACACAGUCGACGAUGUUGUAUCGAUAGCUCAACGAGAUGGUGUUGAUUGGAUUAUUUUCAUCAAACAGCAGAUGUACUCAACUUCCGCGCACAAGCGCAAAUACAAACCUCUCAAGGUCAAAAAGUUAGACGCAGAACUCGACGUUGACCUUGAUUUUGAUGAAUUUCUAUCUCUUUAUCAACAAGAAACUGGCCCAAAAUCCAAUUCCUAUGAGCCUCUGCAGCUGCAUGACGGGGGCUCGACCUUGUCGGAGGAAAAAAGAUGGGAGGAGCCUGAGAGCAUUGAAGGAAGUCUUGACGGCAGCAGUAAUGCUUCUUUUCAAGGACAUGCUCAACAAAAAGUGGUCUACAUCCCGAACAUGGCUACGCGUGCCAAGAAGUCCAACAAAAAAGACAAGUGGGUCUAUGAAGACUCUGCUAGGAUUGCAUCGCGUUCUAUCAUUUCCAGUUUGUCGACGGCGCCCAUUUUCUCCGUUGAUGCCAUCAGGGAAGAAACACUUGAAAUUAUUUCAGUGACUUCAUUAGCCCAGAAAGACGAAUGGCUUCGCAAGGUUUUUGGUGCUGGCCAAAACUCUGCUCCGCGUAGUUUCGCCACAAGCAUCUACAAUAGUUUGUCUAAAGAAGCAUCGAAAGGUGGGAAAUGGGCAAUCGUUCAUUGCAAUAAGACAGGCAAGUCCUGCGUCGUUGAUCUACAACGCUAA